AGUACAUCGCUUUUUACGCCCUUUCUCCUCGUGGAUAGCGUGCAUUUUUGAAGCACACACAUUCCGCGGCCUGUGUCAGCAACGACAUCAUAGCUGGCCGCUUUCCGUCUCUCAUACAUUCCCGGGUCGCAUUAAGAAAUAUUGAGGCGACAUAUGCUUGCUGUUCCCGUCACUUUUGCGUGGCUUGUGAUCUACCAUAUACUGCUAUAGUCCCUCAAAAGGGAAAAGAAAAAAAAAAAAAAAAAUUCAUCGAGUCCUUGAGACUUAUACUUCUACUCAUCUUCUCUUUAUCCCUUCCAACCAAGCGUGGCCCAUUCGAACCGCAAAAAAUGGCGCCCUCGCUCUGGGAAAGGACAAAGGGAACCUCUAAGAAGGGGUUCGAUAAAGCAUGGCACACUCUCGACAAGCUGGGCGAUCCCGUCAACCGUUUGUCCAAUCGUGUCGGUGCUGAAGCGUUUUGGCCCAUGUCCCUCGAUAAAGAAAGUGAUAAAGCAGCUCGAAUUCUACGAAGCUUCUGCAAGGAUGGCUUCUACGCCAAUAACGACGCCGAAUCCGAUCGACAAAGCACAGACAGUGCCGUGAAUAAGGAACCCGGCAAAAUCGACCGCCCCAGAGGCAAACAGCGCGUCCUGAAAAAGAUCCCGUCCAAAGUCGUCAAGGAAGCCAAGGGAUUGGCCAUAUUCACCACCAUGCGCACCGGUCUCUGGAUCAGUGGAUCGGGUGGAAGUGGCGUGCUGCUGGCCCGGAUUCCAGAGACCGGGGAAUGGAGUCCACCUUCCGGUAUCAUGCUGCAUACCGCCGGUAUUGGGUUCCUUGCCGGCGUUGAUAUCUACGACUGCGUCGUGGUGAUCAAUACCUACGAGGCUUUGGAGGCGUUCAAGAAGGUCCGAUGUACACUAGGGGGAGAGGUCAGCGCCGCUGCCGGUCCCGUUGGAAUGGGAGGUGUGCUUGACUCCGAAGUCCACAAGCGACAAGCUCCGAUCUGGACCUACAUGAAGAGUCGUGGUCUGUAUGCCGGCGUCCAGGUGGAUGGAACCAUCAUCAUCGAACGCACGGAUGAAAAUGAGCGGUUCUAUGGGGAGCGCAUAUCCGUAACAGACAUCUUAGCCGGUAAAGCCAGGAGACCUCCCCCUUCAAUUGCAACUCUGCUCCAGACGGUCAAGGCGGCCCAGGGUGACCUGAAUGUGGAUGAGAGUCUGCUUCCUCCUCCCGGUGAAACUCCCGGAGACUUGGAGCUGCAGGCCAAUGCGUCCUUUGGCAUACCCGACCCCGAGGACCCCGAUCCGUUCGGAGUGAAGGCGUUGGAGGCGGAAGGCCUGUUUAUCCGCGAGGCGGGGACUAAAAUCAGGCCAAGUCAAGAAGCGUUCGAGUUUAGACCAAACCCAGGGAGUCCUGUCUACGCAACUUUCCGCCGUAGUCUUGACAGUUCGCCGCGUAACAGCUGGCGCACCAGUGUCCAGAGUUACGCCAGUGUGGACCGCGGCACUCAGACAGCCGAUGGGCCCUUGACUGCUCCCACAUCGAUUAGCCGUGCGUCUUCACGGAGUAAUCGAGACCCCGCGGACCGCCUAGAACCAUCCCCAUGGGAGGACGAGGAGAACCGCUGGGAUACCGUCAUCCCGGAACAUGAUGAAUCCCCCUUCCGCAGCCCUGACCAGGGUAUUAUUGAUCCAGAUUUGAUCAACGACGACGAUCUGGAAGUUCACGAGGUCAGCAGCGCAAGAGUUUCCAGACGCGACAGCGUCACCAAUUCCUCUUCCCCUGUCUCCGUUGAGGCCCCCAAUUUGCCACUGGAAGGCAGGCGCCCGUCUCCCACCUUCACUCGGGCUCGUCUCGUCACCAUUCCAAAACGGCAACCUCCUUCACUUCCACCACGCAAUCCUCAACGAGCGUCAAAUUCGCCAUCGAGGCCCGUGUCUCCCAGUACCUCGCCUACCCCAUACGAUACUCCUUCUUUCACCCCGGGCUCCACACAUGGUGCUCUGGAUGGGUUCGCAGAGCUGCCUCUUAACCCUCAGAACGACCCCGCUGAGACCUCAUCGGAUGAAGCAGGCGAAUUCAACGAGGUGUCUCUCGAAAAGGAUGAAUUCCACUCCGUGUCGAGUGUGCGGGCAUCGGAUGCGGCAUCAGAAACCGAGGUCAGCACUCAAGAUGAUGGGUCUAGCGCGAGUCUCGAACAGCCCAAAACCAACGACACUACCCACACUGAGAAAGCGAGUCAUCCGGAGACUGAAUCGACGGAGCCUAUCAAAAGUGAGAGCCAGGCAGUAGUGACGGUCAACUAAGCCGUUGAUUUCUCACACACUCUCCCCAUUUUAUCUUGAUUUACCCUUUUUCUUUCUUUCUUUCUUUUCUUUUUUUUUUUUUUUUUUUU
Messenger RNA from Aspergillus ochraceoroseus IBT 24754, 2374 nucleotides. RefSeq lists its product as uncharacterized. Gene Ontology annotation, molecular function: phosphatidylinositol binding. The transcript has a single exon. Bases 330 to 2285 code for a protein of 651 amino acids. The record is from RefSeq and is a predicted model, not a curated record. NCBI's taxonomy places the organism in Eukaryota, Fungi, Ascomycota, Eurotiomycetes, Eurotiales, Aspergillaceae.